Podarcis lilfordi (Lilford's wall lizard) is the source of this 31308-nucleotide messenger RNA. The record is from the annotation of a GenBank genome assembly. Lineage: Eukaryota; Metazoa; Chordata; Lepidosauria; Squamata; Lacertidae.
GAGGAGGAGGAGGACAACCUGUGGAGCAGUCUCGUGUCUUCUGGUUCCCAGGGUCUGAGUGAGUCCAUCACACCAGCUCAUUACCUUCUCAACUGACAAAAAGCUGUGUUACUUUCCUCGCAAAUGGAGUGAGAGACUACAGUUGCCAGCAGUGGGUUGCAGAAGUUUGAAAAGUCCUGGGCUUUACAGGUGAACCUUACUUUCCAGUCAACAUCUGAAGAGGAUUGUUAAUUCUGGACUACUAAAGCAUCCGGACACGGCAUAGGCAUAUUGCUGGAGCCAACUGAAGCACCCAGGACUAAAAUGGGCAUUUCAUAAAUGUGCAAAAUAGUUGCCACACACUUUUUCAAACAGGAGACAGAGUUUUGCUCCUCGCCAUGGGGAUUCAGAGAUUUGUGUGCCUGAGCUGGCUGGUAUUUCUCUCAGUCCCAGAGAGUUCUGUUGCCACGCUGUAUUUGAAAUUGCCUCACAGGAAUUCGAGCUCAUUGCAUGAGGCUGACCCAUUUGACACUACAGAAUCGGGGCGAGACGAGAGGUUGCAUGUUUUCACUGUGGAUUAUGAAUACGUCCAAAUACCAUAUGAGGUCACCCUUUGGAUACUCCUGGCUUCCCUUGCAAAAAUAGGUGAGUGAAAAUUCUUUUGUGAAUUCCAGAUGGGAGCUUAAUUUUGUAAGUGGUGAUUCAUUUAUUGCAAAUGAGCAACGGGUUUUGCUUUUGUUUUUAAACUUGUCAUGUGGGCACUGCAAAAAAAAUGAAAAAAAAAGGUGUGUUAAUGCAGAGCAUCCAACUCACAAUAUAAGCCUCUGGGGAGCUCCUUUACUAUAUUUGCUACAAAUUAGAGAAGCAAUCCAGCAAUAAAAUUACCAUCAAAAUCACACAUAAAAUUCGUCAUCAAGCAAACAACUGAGGUGCUUCCAGACAGGAGCUUAUCAUUGCAAAUGCAACAUUUAGAUGGAACAAAUGAGUUGUUGGCAACAUGUUUUUAGAUUGAAACUCAUUGGAUUUCUCUUCAGAAAGCAUGAGUUAAGUGGGAGGGGGAUGCAGGCUUGCAUUUUGAUGCGAACAACCUUGUGUGGAUGCUGUGGAAAGGCUUCGUGCAUGAGGAGCACUGUUGCUACCAUAAACAGAGAUUCGGUAGCAUCCUUAGUGAGAUGGUUUUGGUCACUGACAUCCACAGUGUGUUUAUUCCUGGUGAUGUGUGAUGGUGGUAGGAACUGAUACAUUUGUUGUUUUAAGUGGAUGAAUCUGUUGUGCUUAUACCCCAGCCUGGGAUCAGUUUCAAUGAAGCAGGCUUUAGAAAUAUUUUGAACAAAUAAAAAAAAGCACUUCUAAAUUCCACAGAUACCAGUGAGCGAGUUCAGCGAGUGCUUAAAUUUGACCUGACUCUGUUGAAACAAUUCUGGUCAUUGUAACCACAUUUUGGUUGCUCAGAAAUGGUGAAGGCUUUGCACUUAGCCAAUAUAUGAGAUGAGGGACAGCUAGCACUGUAGGAUUUCUUUUUCACACUCUUAUCUUUAUUGCUGUGCUUUGUUUUGUAAAUAUUUUUUAUUUUAUUUAAGCAUUGAUGGAAGGAAGUCAUAUUUUAGUUUAAAAUUUGUUAUAAGUGUAAGUCAAGGUGGUGGGUGGGAAAGGGAGGGAUGUUUGGUUUGAUCUGUGAAAUUUUUUUUUUUAUUUCUGUAUUUUUUUUAUUUUUUACUCUUCUUUUUUCUGUAUUUUCUGGUACACUGGUACCUCGGGUUAAGUACUUAAUUCAUUCUGGAGGUCUGUUCUUAACCCGAAACUGUUCUUAACCUGAAGCACCACUUUAGCUAAUGGGGCCUCCUGCUGCCGCCGCUCCACCGGAGCACGAUUUCUGUUCUCAUCCUGAAGCAAAGUUCUUAACCUGAGGUACUAUUUCUGGGUUAGCAGAGUCUGUAACCUGAAUCGUAUGUAACCUGAAGCAUAUGUAACCCAAGGUACCACUGUAUUUGGAAAAUUAAUAAUUUUUUUUAAAAGGAUUUCUUUUUCAAAAUCAACACUGCUGUGAUUAUUUCCCUGUUGUUGUUUUAUUCUUAUUCAAGGAUUCCACCUCUACCAUAAACUGCCGCACUUUAUGCCAGAAAGCUGCCUGCACAUUGCCAUGGGCGUCUUGGUUGGCGGGAUUAUUUUUGCCACUGAUCAUAAAUCGCCCCCAGUCAUGACCACAAGCAUUUAUUUCCUGUAUCUGCUCCCGCCCAUUAUCCUGGAGGGAGGCUAUUUUAUGCCUACUCGUCCCUUUUUCGAAAACUUUGGGUCCAUUCUCUGGUGGUCUUCCAUGGGGUCUCUCAUCAACGCCUUCGGCAUUGGCGUCUCGCUUUACGGCAUCUGCCGGAUCGCAACCUUCGGCCUCGAGGACGUCAACCUACUUGACAGCCUGCUGUUUGGCAGCAUAAUCUCGGCUGUGGAUCCUACGGCUGUCUUGGCCGUGUUUGAGGAGAUGUCUGUGAACGAACAGCUUUACAUGAUGAUCUUCGGAGAGUCUUUGCUGAACGAUGGGAUCACUGUGGUAAGUACAUUGCAACGCUUGUAGAAAUGGGAAAUUUUGGGGGCGGGGUGGAGCGGGAGGCUACGUAAUUUUAUUUUAAUGAGUUUAUCCUACCCUUCCUCUAAGGAGGUCAAGGAAGAAGGGGUGUGGCAGAUGCUGUUGUGGUUGCUCGAGAGUAAUAAUAAUAAUAAUAAUAAUUUAUUAUUUAUACCCCGCCCAUCUGGCUGAGUCUCCCCAGCCACUCUGGGCGGCUCCCAAUCAAGUGUUAAAAACAGUACAGCGUUAAAUAUUAAAAACUUCCCUGAACAGGGCUGCCUUCAGAUGUCUUUUAAAGAUAGGAUAGCUGCUUAUUUCCUUCACAUCUGAAGGGAGGGUGUUCCACAGGGUGGGCGCCACCACUGAGAAGGCCUUCUGUCUGGUUCCCUGUAACCUCACUUCUCACAAUGAGGGAACCGCCAGAAGGCCCUUGGCGCUGGAUCUCAGGGCCUUGGCGCUGGAUCUCAGGGCUGAACAAUGGGGGUGGAGACGCUCCUUCAGGUAUACAGGACCGAGGCCAUUUAGGGCUUUAAAGGUCAGCACCAACACUUUGAAUUGUGCUCGGAAAUGUACUGGGAGCCAAUGCAGAUCUAUCAGAACCGGUGUUAUGUGGUCCCGGCGGCCACUCCCAGUCACCAGUCUAGCUGCCGCAUUCUGGAUUAAUUGCAGUUUCUGGGUCACCUUCAAAGGUAGCCCCACGUAGAGCGCAUUGCAGUAGUCCAAGCGGGAGUAACCAGGCAGGACUCUGGCCUGUCUUUUACAGGCUUUAUUUUGGUGCAAACUAUUUACAGGGAAGAGCGUCACAAGUUCAUGUCUGGCUCAAUUGCUAGCAGAAUCCGGGAGUGGUCUGUUCAUGUACCUCCCCCAACAUAAAAGUUUUGUCACCCCCAGCCUUUUCCGCCCCUUCCUGCACCUCAAACUACUGCGCAUGAUGGGCAAGGGCGUGCCUCCCUCCUCUCUGGCUUGCUCAGGCGCGGUGUGAAGGCUCUUUCUAGCAUCCUCUGGUCCUUGCACCUCUUCUCCACUGGAAGUGGGACUUUCCUCCUCGCCCGAAGAGGAACUGCUUGGCAAGAUUUUUGGAGGCUCCCUGUAACACAAUUCCCCCUCUAUCUCUCACUUCUGCGCCGAUGGCAGUUCCCUGACAGGUUGCCAAAUCACGGGGGCUGAGCUCUUCACCCACUCUCUAGCAGUUGGUACAAGCUGCCCAAGGGAGGAGGCUGGCAGUGGCGGUCAUGGAGAGACAACAAGAUGCUUCCUCUUGGCCCAAGCUGCAGUCUCUCAGGACAAGUGUCGGCUCACCCUGAGCUUGGCGGUAGUGGCACUGGCAGGGGAAAUAGGGACAUUCCGGGAUCAAAUCAGAAGCUGAGAUAGCUUUCAUAAUUCUGCAACUGUCCCUGGAAAAUCAGGACAUUUGAAGGGUAUUUUAUUCAUUCAUUUAUUGAUUGAUUUUAUAUACUGGAGGUCUCAGGGCGUUUCACAGGAAAGAUCACAACAUAUAAAACCAAAAUAAGAACAAUAACCCAAUAACACCCCCCCCCAAAGAGCCACAUUUUAAAAAGGUAUAGGAUGUCCAUCAGGUCAACCAAAGGCCUGGUUAAAAAGGAACGUUUUUGCCUGGUGCCUAAAGGUGUAUAAUGAAGGUGCCAAGCAAACUUCCUUGGGGAGAGCAUUCCACAGAUGGGGAGCCACUGCAGAGAAGGCCCAUUCUUGUGUUGUCACCCUCCAAACCUCUUGAGGAGGGGGCACACGAAGGAGGGCCUCAGAAGGUGAUCUCAGGGUCCAGGUAGGUUCAUAUGGAAAGAAGCAGUCCUUGAGGGUAUGAGUUUGCCUGGCCACAUUGUGUGAUGGCCAGUGCCUGUGUGGUUUGUUCCAAAGUCACUGUGAAUGAGGCUGCCUAGGCCUAUGCACACCAUGCAUUUAAUUGCACACAAGCCCCUAGAAUCCUGCGAACUGUACAGUGGUACCUCGGGUUAAGUACUUAAUUCGUUCCGGAGGUCCGUUCUUAACCUGAAACUGUUCUUAACCUGAAGCACCACUUUAGCUAAUGGGGCCUCCUGCUGCUGCCGCACCGCCAGAGCAUGAAUUCUGUUCUUAUCCUGAAGCAAAGUUCUUAACCUGAAGCACUAUUUCUGGGUUAGCGGAGUCUGUAACUUGAAGAGUAUGUAACCUGAAGCGUAUGUAACCCGAGGUACCACUGUAGUUUGUUUAAGGUGCUGGGAAUUGGGGUUCUGUGUGGGUGUAAAUGACAGUUCCCAUGAUUCUUGGGGGGUGAGGAGGAGUUUGCUUUAAGUGGGUUUGAAUGUGUGGUAUGUACAGGUGACGAUGGUAAUAUUCAUCUUUGAAUAACCAUAUGAACCUGUUUUGUUUUGCUUUUUCCCCACUCAGGUCUUAUACAACAUCCUCAUUGACUUUACCCGCAUGCAUAAAUAUGAAGAGAUUGAACCUGUGGACAUUCUGGCUGGAUUUGCUCGCUUUUUUGUCGUGAGUCUCGGUGGGCUGCUCUUCGGCGUUGUCUUUGGGUUUGUGGCAGCCUUCAUGACUCGUUUCACGCAGAACAUUUCUGCCAUCGAACCUCUCCUGGUCUUCAUGUUCAGCUAUCUGUCAUACUUAGCUGCAGAAACACUGUACAUCUCGGGCAUCUUGGCGUAAGUACGGCAGCAAGUUCUGUUUAUUUUCACACCAGCCACCAUUGGCUCAAAACGAUUCCCUCUCCCAUCUUUUAUACUCUUGGCUAAUUGACUCAAGUGAUAAGAAACAAUGUUCAAAUAACAAGGGAGCUUAAGGAAGUAUGCAACAAGCAAUAUAAACAGCAGUUCUGCUAUAAUUUUUUGCUUGUAUUUAAGAGCAAUGAGCUCAGCACAUCAUACUGCUUUGUAUGUUUGCUAAGUGUUGUAGAUGUUAAGGCUAGUACACUUCUGGGGCAUAUUUUCAAAAUGGGUUGGUUUUUAUUGCCAGUGUAGAUUUAAUUUGGCACUCGAUGAACCCAAGUUACCCUAAACAAUUUUUUGAAAUGCUGCGGAAUACUAAAGAGUAUUUUGAAUUGCACAUUCAAAGAUGGACCUGCAACAAAUAGUUCAGGUUUAUAACCAACCUGCCAUUAGGGUUGCAGAAAACUCUUCAAUUUUGUUCACAUUUUAAUGUGAAAAUGCCUGAUUUGCAGUUUAUUGUUUUUAAAAAAUAAUAAAUUUUUAUUAACUUUCUUUUGUAUUUUAACAAACAUCUCAUAUCAGUAACAUACAUGUUACAAAUCUUCAUCCCCUUUCCUCCCGGGCUUCCCCCAGCUCCCAUUUCUUGUUUGUUACCCCCUUAUCAUAUACUGCUGUUUCAACCAAUCCAUCAUAUAGUUUCUUCUUUGUUUUAAAUGCUCUAUAUAAAAAAAAAGUGUGUGUGUUUAUUUAAAUCCUGCCAUCAAGUCAAUGUUCUUUUUUUUGUUUUUGUUUCUGCAAAUAUAAUUUAAAAGGUUCUCACUCUUUUUCAAAGUCACUGUUGUCCUUUUCUCAUAGUCUAUCUGACAAUUUUGCCAUUUCUGCGUAGUUCAUCAAUUUCUCUUGCCAUUGUUCUUUUGUUGGAAUUUCUCCAGUCUUCCAGUUUUGUGCUACCAAAAUUCUCGCUGCCGUAGUAGCAUACAUAAAUAAUGUCCUCUUCUCUUUCGGCAGAUCUUGACCUAAAAUACCUAACGGGAAAGCUUUUGGUUGUUUAACAAAUGUUAUUUUCAUUUGUUAUUUUCAUAUGUAUAUCAUUUCAUAUCAUCAGAAGAAGAUUCUAAUAGAAAACUGUUAAAAAUAGCAAUCUCCCAAAGAUAACAGAGGAACAAAGGAGGAUUUUAAAUGUAGAAAUAUCAUCCCAAGAAAUUAUAGAAGCAAUAAAAAAAGCAAAGGCAGGGAAAUCUCCAGGGCCAAAUGGAAUAACAGCCAAAUACUAUAAAAAACUGAGUGACCAGUUUGUGAACCCUUUGAGGGAAAUGAUGAAGGAAGUUUUAAAAACAGGUGAAGUUCCAGAAACAUGGAAAGAGGCCUACAUAACUUUGAUACCAAAACAAGAUGCAGAUGUAACAUUGGUGACGAAUUAUAGGCCUAUAUCAUUAUUAAAUAAUGAUUAUAAAUUAUUUGCAUUUGUUUUGGCAAACAGAUUGAAAAUUUUUAAAAAGAUUUUAUCCAUCAUGAUCAAUCUGGAUUCCUUCCAGGUAGACAAAUUAAAGAUAACAUUAGAAAUGUAUUAAACAUUAUAGAAUACCUGGAAGUGAGAAAUGAGAAGAAAGUAGCGCUGAUGUUUAUAGAUGCACAGAAAGCAUUUUACAAUAUUUCUUGGGACUUCAUGAAGAAAGUGAUGGAAGAAAUGGGAUUUGGAACAAAUUUUAAUGGGGCAUACAGGCUGUUUACUCGGUACAAAAUGCAAAAAUAAUUGUCAGUUGGGUGGUAACAAAUAGAUGUAACAUUCAGAAAGGAACAAGACAAGGAUGUCUGUUAUCACUGCUGUUUUUUAUUCUGGUACUGGAAGUACUGACAAGGAAAGUAAGAGAAAAUAAAGAAAUAUUGGAAAUAAAAGUAAAAAGAAGUGAGCAUAAAUUGAAAGCCUUUGCGGAUGAUCUGGUAAUCAUUGUGGAAGAUCCGAAAAUCUCCCUCCCAAAAGUAAUGUACAUAAGACAAGAGUUUGGACAAGUGGCAGGAUUUAAAUUAAACAAAAAUAAGACCAAAUUGCUAUUAAGAAACCUUAAGGAACAUGAGAGGAAAGAAGUAAGAGAAAUGAUAGGAAUAGAAGCAUAUAAAAAGAUAAAAUUUUUGGGUGUAUGGAUAACAGCAAAAAAACAUAAACAUAUAUAAGGACAAUUAUGAAAAAAAUGUGGCAUGAGGUAAAAAGAAAUAUGGAAAUAUGAAAUAGAAUGAACGUCUCUUUAUUGGGAAGAAUCGCUGCAAUAAAAAUGAAUGUACUUCCAAGGAUGUUAUUCCUCUUUCAAACAAUUCCAGUAAUAACAGGGAAUGCAUGCUUCAAAGAGUGGAAAAGAGAGAUUUCAAGAUUUAUCUGGAGUGGGAAAAGGCCAAGGAUAAAAAAAUAAGAUUCUUACAGAUGUGAAAGAAAGAGGCGGAUUCUCACUUCCAGAUUUAGAAUUGCACUAUGAAGCUGCAUCCCUUACAUGGAUCCGAGAUUGGAUCAAGUUAGAUAAGGAGGAAAUAACAGAACUGGAAGGACAUGACAAUAGGUUUGGAUGGCAUGCCUACCUAUGGUAUGGAAAAGCAAAAAUACCUAAAGGGUUUCAUAACCAUAUAAUAAGGAAAUCAUUGUUUAAAGUGUGGGGGGAAAUAUAAAGAACUAUUAGAACCUAAGGCACUUUGGUCGUUAUCACCUAUUGAUGCACUAUUACUUAAAACACUGGAAAGAAAGGGAGAAUGGCCAACAUAUGGAGAACUAUUGGUAGAAUAGGAGGGGAAACUAAAACUGAAAGAAUAUGAAGAAAUUAAAGAACAUCUUCAAAGCUGGUUGCACCACAGACAACUAAAGGAUGUUUUUAAAGAGAACAAUAAAAGAGGUUAUUCAUAUUCAGUUUCCAAAUUCCAAAAGGAAGUGAUAGAAGAAAACUCUAAAUUGUUAAAAAAGGCAUAUAAUAUCCUUUUGGAAUGGGAAACCAAGGAUGAAGAAGUAAAGUCAGUGAUAAUAAAAUGGGCACAAGAUAUAGGUCACAAUAUACAAUUCGAAGAUUGGAUAAAGUUGUGGAAAGUAAAUUUGAAAUUUACGGACUGUAUAUUGUUGAGAGAGAAUUAUAUGAAGGUGAUAUAUAGAUGGUAUGUAUCACUGGUCAAACUAGCAAAAAUGUACAAAAAUGAACAGAAGAAGUAUUGGAGAUGUGAAGCUGAAGGUACUUUUUACCAUAUGUGGUGGAAUUGUAAAAAUGUAAAAACAUAUUGGGAUUUGCAGUUUAUUGAACUAAUGCACAGACUGAAACAUAAUUGUAUCUUAUUAGGGGGAAAGGAAUGAAUGUUUAUUAUCAUGGCCAAACAGCCAGCAUACUAAAACCAGAAUUAGGGGGAAAUACACAUUAAAAUGGCAUAGUAGGGGAAAUUGCCUGCAAAAAUGUGUAGAUUGGUCAAAACUGUAUACAAAAAUGUGUUGUUUUUUGGGGGGGGAUGUCAUACUAAAUUCUGACAAAUUCUUGUGAGAAAUUGUUGCAGAAGUUUCGAGAAGUGACUUUAAGGUCGGAAAUAGGAAAAUGUUUGAGUACUGGAACUAACAGGUCUGUCCAUCUUGAUGUGUCGUGCCUUUCUUUCAGGUGCUAUAAGCUGUAAUUAGCUGAAGCAGGGCUGUAAAAGCUACUUCCAGGGACGCAGGUGGCGUUGUGGGUUAAACCACAGAGCCUAAGACUUGCCAAUCAGAAGGUUGGCAGUUCGAAUCCCCACGACAGGGUGAGCUCCCGUUGCUCGCUCCCAGCUUCUGCCAACCUAGCAGUUCGAAAGCACAUCAAAGUGCAAGUAGAUAAAUAGGUACCACUCCAGUGGGAAGGUAAACGGCGUUUCCAUGCGCUGCUCUUGUUCGCCAGAAGCGGCUUAGUCAUGCUGGCCACAUGACCUGGAAGCUGUAAACCGGCUCCCUCGGCCAAUAAAGCGAGAUGAGCGCCGCAACCCCACGACUGGACCUAACGGUCAGGGGUCCCUUUACCUUUAAAAGCCACUUCCAGGUAGUGGAGAGCCUGGGGGUUCCUUCUAAAUGUUGCUGGAUCCCUACCCUCACCAGCCCCAGCCAGCAUGGCCAAUGGUCAGGGCUGAUGAGAGUCGAAUUCCUCCUGUAUCUGGGAAGAAAUGAGCUCCUCAUCCAUGACGGAUAAACAAUACUGAGCCAAAUGACCACAAAAGACGUCUCGAGGUGAUUGUGAGAAUAACCAUCCCUUCAGUGGGAAGUCUUUCUUUCUUUCUUUCUUUCUUUCUUUCUUUCUUUCUUUCUUUCUUUCCUUCCUUCCUUCCUUCCUUCCUUCCUUCCUUCCUUCCUUCCUUCCUUCCUUUGCUGUUUCCAACGGCUCAUGCUUCCUUCCCUUUGUGAGCCAACAGGAUAACGGCCUGCGCAGUGACCAUGAAGAAAUACGUGGAGGCCAACGUUUCCCAGAAUUCCUACACGACGAUAAAAUACUUCAUGAAAAUGCUGAGCAGCGUCAGCGAGACCCUGAUCUUUGUGUUCAUGGGAGUGUCUACGGUCAGGCGGAACCACGAGUGGAACUGGGCUUUUGUUUGCUUCACGCUGGUCUUCUGUGUGGUUUGGCGGGCACUAAGUAAGAAACAAAUGCUUUAAUAAUCGAACUAAACCAGGUGGAUGAAAGGCCUUGCGUCACUGAAAGCAUCGUUCAGUGCAGAGAAAGGCUAGGAAGUUCAGAGCUGACUGGUAUAACCAGUUUAGCAAAGACUGUUCUGCAGGUGUGUUGUGUUCGACGGGUCAGGUCACUUCAUACAAAACUGAACUUUGCUGAGAGAAAGAAUUACCUAUAGAAAAGCAACCCUGGAUAUAUUGUUGAAGGAAAUUAUACCACAAGUUUAAUUACAGUGGUGCCCCGCAAGACGAAUGCCUCGCAAGACGGAAAAACCGCUAGACGAAAGGGUUUUCCGUUUUGAAGUUGCUUCGCAGGACGAAUUCCCCUAUGGGCUUGCUUCGCAAGACGAAAAUACCUUGCGAGUCUAGAAUUUUUUUUUUUGCUUUCCCCCCCCUUUAUCUAAUCUGCUAAGCCUUUAAUAGCCUUUAAUAGCCUUUUAGCAGCUAAUCCCUAAGCCUUUAAGCCUUUAAUAGCCGCUAAACCGCUAAUAGCGCUAAUAGCACUAAUCCGUCAAUGGGCUUGCUUCGCAAGACGAAAAAACCGCUAGACGAAGACUCUCGCGGAACGGAUUAAUUUCGUCUUGCGAGGCACCACUGUACUUUUCAUCGUCAUUCAGGCAACCAUUUGCAUAUAAGCCACUUACUGAUAAAAAUCUUAGCACUUUUGACAUUUUUUAAAAGCACUUCCAGGACAAUUGGGGAGGCUGGUUUAUAUCCUACCUUUAUAUCCAACCUUAAUUAGCAUUAAAACAUGUCAAAUUCUAGCAGUGUAGGUAGUUUAGAAGGUUGUGUUUCUCCCUCACAAGAUAAAAUGGUGAUCAUCUGUUGAUGAUAACAGGCCUUUUCAUCUUUUAUUUGAAUGUGUUAAGGAUGGAAGGAGUGAGAUUGCAUGUGCCAUCCCUACUCCUCCCCUCCACACAUUUAUUUGGAAAUUUGGAACAGAGCCUGUGGCUGUACAGUUGCAUGGAUAUCUAGGGAACCCUGAAGCAGAAGGAUUUGCAGUUGUACACCAAGACACCCCCCCUCUCUUCUGAUCUCCAAACAAACACAUAGAGGUCAGGAUAGAAGACCAUAUGGCCUCAUUUCCCCAUGAGGACAGUGUGCAUCAACAUCUCCCCGUUGUUCUAAAAAUGUGCAGCAAGACUGUCAUAUUUUUCCAUUUUUGGUAACUACUUUUUCAUAACACCCCCCCCCCCCCGAUUUCUUUCUUCUCCAUGCUUAAUACAAUUUUAUAUCAUCUCAGUAUCAGGGUUGUUGAAGUGAUGGUCUCUUGUUAAUUCCUUUAGAGAUUUAUUUUCCACUGUUUAUAAAUGAAAUGGCCAAUCUGUCAAUAUAGGAGGAGAACUACAUGCCAGUCUACACAUGUAAAUGGCUGUACUGUACAUGUAAAUGCUAGUUGUGUAUGCAUCCCAUACUGAUGUAUCCUCAACCUCCAAUCAUGAUGCCCAGAGUUCUUCAAGAUCCCUAGCUAUCUCACAGGACUACAAUUCUCAGAGUAUGUGAUGUGUGUGGAUUUAAUCGGGCACAAGUUUAUGUAUCAGUCUUCCCCACUGCGGUGGCUCCUAGAUUAUGUUGGAUUACAUUGUUCAAGACCCUGGGCUUUGCUAGCAAGGGCUGGUGGGAGUUGUAGUCCAUCAACAUCUGGAGAGCUCUACAUUGGUGGAGGCUGUUAUUGACAAUAUUAUAGAGAUGUUUUGAACAUGGACUUCCUACAUUUCAGCUGCUACAAUGCAAUAGAACACACUUGAUUUGGGGGGUGGCCUGUAUGAAAGCACAAGUUUGCAUCCUGGUUUGGUGGAAGUUUCCAUUCUGUUACUUCUCUUUGUUAGUUUUAAUUUUUUUUCUUCGUUCCUUAGGUGUGCUUUUCUUGUUCUGCAUCAUCAACAAGUUCCGGACUCACAGAUUCACUCUUAAAGAUCAACUCAUUAUCAUCUACAGUGGCUUGCGAGGGGCCAGCAGUUUCUCCCUGGCAUUCUUGCUGUCUGCAUCUCUCUUUCCUAGAAAGAAGAUGUUUAUAACGUCUACUAUUGUGGUUACAUAUUUUACUGUCUUCAUCCAGGUAAGAAGAUGAGUUAUCUGCCAUAUCAUGGUAUUAGUGCUGACAGGGCUGUCUCUAAGGAGGUGUGGAGCUCAGGCCAACUCAAACUGUCUUGAGACCUUCACUUCCUCAUCCCCCUGCCUUUGGUGAGAGAAGGGACGCUUUCACUCUUCCUUCACAUGAUAGUCCAGAUGGGAAGAGAGGUGCUGUCCAAUUUGGCAGUCUCAGUUCAAUAAAGAUUAAGCAUGCUUCACAAUUUCAUGGGGAAAUGAAUAUUGUAUCAAAAGUUAACUCGCUUUCUUUGUUCCAAAUGAAGGGAAUCACCAUUAGACCACUUGUCAAGUACCUGGAUGUUAAGAAGACCAAUAAAAAAGAGUCUGUCAAUGAGGAAAUUCACAUACGAGUAAGAUGAAGUUUUAAAUUUAUCUUAAAAUUUAUAAUUUUAAUUGAAUGCUGGAGAACUAUUUGUCCAUGGUUUAUUCUGUCUGGGAGUAGGUUUCCAGAGUCCUAGGCAAAGAUAUUUCACAUUGCCUCCUUUCAAUUGAUCCUUUUUAAAUGGGAGGUUCUGGGGUGGUAUUACUCAGAGUAAACCCACUGAAUUUAAUUGACCUUACUUAGUCAUGUUGCUUGAUUCCAAUGGGUCUACUCUGAUUGAAACUUAGUUGAUUAUCACCUCAGGAUUCAAACCUGGGAGCCUGCAUGCUGUCUAAGCAUGUGCUCUGCUACUGUUAUAAGCCUUCCACCUUAAAAUGUGUUGGACCUUAAUAAACUGGGAAAGAGUCAUAGCUCAGGUGUGAAGCAUGCAGAAGGUCAUGGGUUCAGUCCCAUCAUUUCUAAGUAGGGCUGUGGUUUGUGUUAAAGCUGCAGUCCUAUGCAUGGGAUUAAGCUCCACUGAGCCCCAUGUUAGGGAUGGGGCAUCAGUUCUAUUCAGUUCACAUUACUAGGCAAAUCUACAUAAUUUUCAGUUUCUGAAACCAGCUAUGAACCGAAACAUAGCCACCUUCUGAAAUUUCCACUUCUCCCAAUUUUGGAAUGCAGUUCUCCAGCCAAGCAAUGUGUACAAGAAUGAAUAUUUUAGGGUCAACAUGCACUAAAAUGCACAUAGUGGUGAAAAUAAAAAAAGCAAAAAUGCAUUAUAACUGGGCAAAUUGCUUUGUAAAAAUGUGUACAGUGAUACCUCAGGUUACAUAUGCUUCAGGUUACAUACGCUUCAGGUUACAGACUCCGCUAACCCAGAAAUACUGCUUCAGGUUAAGAACUUUGCUUCAGGAUGAGAACAGAAAUCGUGCUCCGGCGGCGCGACGGCAGCAGGAGGCCCCAUUAGCUAAAGUGGUGCUUCAGGUUAAGAACAGUUUCAGGUUAAGAACGGACCUCCAAAACAAAUUAAGUACUUAACCCGAGGUACCACUGUAUAGUAAUCAAAUUCUCAAACAGAAUACGUAUGGUAGGAGAAGUUAGCACUCAAAUGGUGGUGAAUUUUCACAAUGACUUCUUAAAGAAAGCACUUGUAAACAGAUGUCGAAAUGUGGAGAGCUAGAGUUAAGACUGGAAAACUAGGAAACUGAGAGAAACUGAAAUUGACACAUUCACCCAUCCCUACUCCUACGUAAUUACAUAUACCUAGCUAUGACAUUUGUUAGAUUAGGAAGUGGAAUUAUUUUUAUCGCCACCUGGGACAAUUAGAAUCAGUCUUCUGACAUCUUCUGUCAGGAUGGCAUAACUUGAUGCUUGAAGAAUCCUGCCUUUGGGCAGAAGAACUUUCUGGUAGUUCUUAAUGGUGGUGGUGCUGUGUUAGUUCUGUGCCAUAGCUCAGUGGUAAGCACCUGUUUUGAAUGCACAACGCCCUAGGUUAAAUCCAUGACCUCUCAAGGAAGGGCCAAGAUGUUCCCUGACUGAAAUCCAGGAGAGCCACUUCCAGUCAGUGUGGACAGUACAGAGCUUAGAUGAGCCAAUGGUCUGGCUCGGUUUUUUUUUUGUAUUCUAGAUUAUGGCUGUUCAAAAUUGUGUUGUCAUCUUCUUUGCACAUAAACAUUGUUACAGCAGCAAUGGCUUUAAAACGUUGUUCACACCUUUCUCCAACUUCCUGUGUGUCUGCAGCUGAUGGACCAUUUAAAGGCGGGAAUUGAAGAUAUAUGCGGACAAUGGAGUCAUUAUCAACUGAGAGACAAGUAAGAUUGUGUCUGUCACAGUCAGGUAAAAGAAAAUAACUGAAAGUGUUACUCUAAUAAUAGUAAAAUGGACCAGACUGAAAAUACUCUACGGUUGUUGACUUCCACUUCUUUGUGUUCUCUUUGGCUUCGCACUAUAAGUCUGAGAGCCAGACUUACUUCUCAUUGAAUUUAUUACAGUCAUACCUCAUGUUAAGUUCUUUCAGGUUACGUCCCGCGGUGACCCGGAAGUACCGGAAAGGGUUACUUCCGGGGUUCGCCACUCGCGCAUGUGCAGAAGCGCAGAAUGACAUCACGUGCAUGUGCAGAAGCAGCGAAUUGCAACCUGUGCAUGUGCAGAUGCACUGCUGUGGGUUGCGCUCUUUUCAUGUUGCGAAUGGGCCUCCAGAAUGGACUCCGUUCGGAACCAGAGAUACCACUGUACUGAGGUGCUGUGCUUAGCCCUAUUCACACAACCAGUGCACAACUGGGUCCUCUGCUUCUGGCUUGCAUGUGUUCAUCUGAGCUUCUUUUCAUGCAAUGUUUAAAAAAGGAAAUGGGGACUGGGGAUAAAAAUACGGCAUACAUCAGUGGCAAUGCUUGACGGUGGUAGCAUGGCGAAUUCUGAAAUGUUAAGAAAAGUGUGUGUGGCACAUGCACACAAUGUAUGUGAGUGUGUCCCUUGCCAAUCUCAGCCAGCGUUUGCAGGCUUCUUCCAGAGCACCUUCGGUACAUCACAUCUUGACCAUUUGCUUAUGGUUUAGUGGUGUAUUUGCCAAGAUAGCAAAUGGUAGCAGUGGCGCUAGCAGAUGAAGUGUGCAUAGCAUUGCAACCUCAGUCUCUCUGUUCCCUGCUAAAAGAAAAGGGUAAGCAAUGCUGAUUGGAGCUAAGGCAGCCUGUAUUUGGUUGCUCUUCCUCCAAAUUGUCCAUUAUUUACAUAAAUGUUUUAUUUUUAUUGGUACCUUUUGAAAUGCUGAUGGACACAACAGACCCAAAUGAAGAGACCAUUUAGAACUUUGCUGUGGCACAUUAUGACUUUAAGCAGAGCUAUUACUCUUAUGCCUUAUUAGAACACUCCCUUUCUACAAAGCAAAUCAGGAUUUCCCUUUCCCUUUACAGCCAUGAAUGUGUUUAGGUGCUUUCACCCUCUUUCUCCCAUUACUGUAACUUGUCCUUGUCUUAUCAGUUCAACACAGUGUCUUCCUUGAACUACACCUCUUUGCUGUUUGAUGUCUGGUCCUUAAGAAGCUCAAGAAGAUGCCUUAGGCUUGUCCAUUAUUUAAUUCUCAAAAUAAUGUUUUGUUGUUGUUGUUGCUGUUGCUCUUACCAGAUUUAAGAAAUUUGACAACAGAGUCCUCAAGAAGAUUUUGUUACACAAGCACCAACCAAAAUCCAGCAUUGUCUCCCUGUACAAGAAACUGGAAAUAAAACAAGUCAUUGAGAUGGUAGAGCGUGGAGAGGUGAAGCCACCUUCUUCCAAAUCAUCUUCUUUGUGAGUAUCUUCUUUCAGCUCAGAUAAGUGGGAUAUGGAUGCGUACUUGAAAAUAAGGAUUGAGAGUAAGUUAGUUGCACUAAAGCCCCACUAAAAUUAAUGUGAAAAGCCCGAGAUGACUAACUUAAGCACUGCUGAUUUCAAUGAGACCUGAGGGCAACUUAUUUUCUUUGGAUCCAUACUCAUUACUUUGUGAUUCUGUGAUACAUAUAAAACGCAACUGAGAUUAGGUAGGAGCCAGAUUUGAUUUGGCCAGUCACCCCUUGAUGUAUGGUGGCUUCCUGUUUAUAUUACUAUCCUGUGUUAAGGAAUAAAUGCAAAUAACGAAACCUGAUGUUUUGGACUACAAUUCCCAUGAGCCCUAUGUCGACUGGAGCUGAUGGGAGUUGUAGUCCAAAAAACCUGGAAGGAACCAGGUGGGUGAAGCCUGACUUACAAGAUGCUGGAAUACAAUCACAGUAAGAGUAGAACAUUAGGAGAAAGUUACAGCCUGCUUUUAAAGAAACCAAGGAUGUUACCUCUGAAGCCAUUUUUCUCCGUGCAACUAUAAUACCUGCACGAACCUUACUAUUUAAAUACAAAAUGUAAUAAACAAGCAAAGUCUCUCAAUAAAAUAAACAUUUUAUUGAGUGGUUAACAGGUCUCCUUUGCUUUACCUAAAAACAGAUUUGUAUCAUAAGUUUACAGCACUGAAGCGCAAAUGUAAAAGGAAAUGGGUUUAUUAAACAGAAAGUUUCCUGCUUCUCCCUGAAGCAGAUAUGCUUGCCAUUAUCAAGUUGCUUGGUUAAUAGCUAACUUCAUGAAAAGAGUUUUCCAUUUUUAUAUUUGAGUUCUAGAUGUAUGACAAAUUGCUUUCAUAAUGUUUGCGGAGUUGCUCAUUGUUCACCUGAAACUAAGGUUAUUUUAAUUGAAACAUCUAGAGAACUAGAUUAGCUAACCAUUUACACACAAUUAGUUCUUCUAUGCACAAGUAGUCCUAACUCUGGACUAAGCCUGGAACAGAUUUGCAGCGAUAUAGUUAACUAGACAAUCCUGACCGUAUUCUACAGCAUUUCCCAAGGUCAUGACAGUUAGAAGAAGUGUCAGUGACAAUAAUUGCUAUGGGGUGUAUCCAGCGCUUUGUGGUUGUUGUGAAAAUGAGGCGUCGAAACUGUAUCUUGAUAAAAGUGCUGUGGGUGCCAGCACAAAAAAGAAAAGAUGAGGCUAUUGGGCUGCGCACCAGGGAUCACAACACAAAAAACACUGGAUGUAUCUGUGAUCUCUGAUUUUACAGUGUGCAUUAUGAAGGAAUUUGAGCUCAAGGACAGUUAGAACUGCUCUUGCUGUACAGAGAUGUCAUGAUGUGUGAACUGUCCCCUAGAGUAGAGCUGUUUUUGCAUGUCGGUGCAUCUGUAGGAACUGGGUACCUGUCUCUGCAAGUGACAGCUGUCGUGAUUCAGCUCCAGUUACAUUUGGAGAGUUUUCCAAGAUUUGUUGACUUGGUGAUCUUGGCACAUCUGUGCAAGUAUCAUAUGACUUGAAAGUGCACAAGACUCAAACUAAGCCAAUGGGGGAGAAAGGUGGGCUAUAAAGGAAAGAGACAAAAGAUAUUAACAUAAAGUCAAUAUCGCAAUGUGUUUUGAGACUUGCAGUGAUUUGCUUUCAUCCAACUGCUCUCACAUAAGACACUGGCCACAUGACUCAAAGGCGUUGUUACCUCAUUUUGGAGAAAAAAUGGGAUAGGGUGGUCGGAAUGGCAAGGGAACUUAAACCAGCAUUAAGGAAUAAGCCAUUACAGUGGUACCUUGGUUCUCAAACUUAAUCCGUUUUAGAAGUCCGUUCCAAAACCAAAGCGUUCCAAAACCAAGGCGCGCUUUCCCAUAGAAAGUAAUACAAAAUGGAUUAAUCCGUUCCAGACUUUUAAAAACAACCCCUAAAAUAGCAAUUUAACAUGAAUUUUACUAUCUAACGAGACCACUGAUCCAUAAAAUGAAAGCAAUAAAUAAUGUACCGUGGUACCUCGGGUUACAAACGCUUUGGGUUAUGCGUUUUCAGGUUGCGGACAGUGGGAAACUUCGAAGUACCAGAAAGGGUUACUUCCUGGUUUUGCUGCUCGUGCAUGCGCAUAAGCACCAAAUUGCGUCACACGCAUGUGCAGACGCGGCGCUGCAGGUUACGAAUGCUGCGGGUUGCGGAUGUGCCUCCAUCAUGGAUUACGUCCGCAACCUGAGGUUCCACUGUACUGCAGUCACACAAUCAAUCAAUCAGUUGCUGAACUGGGUUCCACACAGUCACCAAAACAAAAAGAGAGAGCUGCAAAAACAGAAGCACAAAAUAGACACUCAAAAUGGAAGUGUGGCAUCAGAAGCGUAGCCCUCAAACAUUCGGCUUCUGAAAAAAGUUUGCAAACCGGAACACUUACUUCCGGGUUUGCAGUGUUUGGGUUCCAAGUUGUUUGAGUACCAAGGCAUUUGAGAACCAAGGUACCACUGUACUAGGUUCAGGGUGAAGCAAUUUCCAAGAGCAGCAGCAGCAGCAGCAGCAGCAACAACAACCUCCUUUCCUUCCUUGCCCCCAGCCUUGGAAUGCUGGUUGGAAUGUGUGCAUGUAGCAAUGGCAUGAGCCAGAAAAAAACAAACAGAAAAAUGGGGUUGCCAGAGAUGGUUGCUGCAAUGACAUGUGAUCUCCAGUAUGCAGAUGGUUACUGCAGCUUCCAGACAGUUGAAGCGACAUGAGAAGAGUUCUGUAGAGACUGACCCCAUCGUGAUUUUAAAGAUAGGAAUAUACUGAGUCAGUCCUGCUGGUCCAUCAAGCUAAGCAUGACCUACCUGGACUGGCAGCAGAUCACCAGGGUUUCAGGCCAGGGAUGGCCACCUGUCAUGGAUGCUUUAGCUGAGAUUCCUGCAUUUCAGGGGGUUGGAAUAGAUGACCCUUGGGCGCCUUCCAACUCUACAGUUCUUUGAUUCUAUACUUAGCUAGUGGUGUCAGGGAUUAAACAGGGGACUUUCUGCUUGCAAAGUUUAUCUUUUACUCCUCAGCUACCGCCCAGUGGCUUACAGACAAUCUGUAAAUGUCCUCAUGAUAAGAUCCUUGGUAGCUCCCAGAAUGGGAGAAGCACCCUUUUCCUGGAGACAUCCUAGGAUCUGAAUCUGAAUUUCUAAAAGAACUGGAAGAUGCAUUUAUUUGGAUUAGCUCCUAACAGGCAGAGCCACACAGCUAUGGGGUAGUUGGAAUUCUAGUAGGUGGUACCUCAGGUUACGAACUUAAUUCGUUCUGGAGAUCCGUUCUUAACCCAAAACCAUUCUUAACUUAAGGUGUGCUUUUGUAAUGCGGCCUCCUGCUGACGCCACGUGAUUUCUGUUUUCAUCCUGGGACAAAGUUCGCAACCCGAGGUACUACUUCCGGGUUAGCAGAGUUUGUAACCUGAAGUGUUUGUAACUAUUCUGUUUUAUAGUUUUGAAGAUUUUUUUUAAUUGAAUAAGUUCAACUAACUUUAGUCCUUCAUUACUCAACUUCCGUCAGUUUUCGACAAAGCGACACUUUCUAUGUAGGUCAAAGACUAGAGAUUUUAUGUGGAUUUCUUAACUUCUUUUUUUACAAUUGUUUUAACUUGCUUUCCUUUUGGACUUGCGGACUGAAAUGCCAACAGCAAUAAAAUAGUGUGAAUGUAUGCACACUCAUUCAUGCACACAUUCACGCUACAAAGAGAUGGCUUGCUUCUUUGAUUUAUGAGUGAUCCUUUGCUAUCCCUUCUUGGCAAAACAGCCCGAGCGUAACUAAUACAUGCCAAUAUUAGUGUGUACAUACAACCGCUAUGCAGGAGUAACCGUUGGCCCUUUGACUUGGUCAUUCUAAUGUUUGCUUUCCUUCUCUGCAGGAGGUUUAGAAAUCGAAGGAUGCAGAGACUUUCGCCUGCAGAGGUGGAUUCCAUACAGAAUAUACUGGCUCACAAUCUGUAUCAAGUGAGGCAAAGGGUCCGUUUCCCUUUCUGGUAGCGUGCUUCAUAUCUAUAGAACAAAAGAUCAUGUUUGCACAGUCUUUGAAGCCUUAGCAACGGUCAGUGAGAGCAGAAAUGUUAGCGUUCCUGGUUGCAGCUGAGCCACGGGACAACAUUAUGGAAAAUAUAGAUUCAAACCUGCAGUUAAUACGUAGUUAAACAGUGGAAUUCUCUACUUCAGGGUGCAGUGGUGGUCUCCAAUAUGGAUGGCUUUAAAAGGGGAUUAGACAAAUUCACAGAAGGUUAGAUACAGUGGCUUAGUAUCUAUGAUAGCCACGUUGCUGGAAAUCACAAGUGGAGGGGAAAGGGUUGCACUCAGGUUUUAAUUUUUGGCUUUCCAUAGGCAUCUGGAUGGCCGCUAUGAGAACAGGAAUGCUAUUUCGGCUUUUGGCCUGAUCGUGCACCCAUCCUCUUAUGUUCCUAUGUACUUGUUUUGUGUGUUUGUGUUUCGCUAAGGCGAUGGUGUUUCCCACAAACUCGAUAUCUGCACUCACUGGGCUGUUUCCCCAAAACACAAAAGAAAAGAAAACCCCAUCCUUUCCUUUGCGAAUAUUUGUUUUUGAUUGCCAUCUACGCUGCCAGAUAGCAAGAGACUCCAGAGACCUGCACCAGGGGGCAGACAUUCCUUGCUUUAACAACGCAAAUAGUAAAAGUGUCUCUCUGGUUGUUUCUAAACAAGGGGGUAAUCGUCUGUCGCAGCACAAGUCAGCAAAGGCUCUUGUGGCAUUCUAUAGACUAGCAAAUUUAUUAGAGCAAAAGCUUCCAUGGACUAAAGACUAUCUUUGCAAAACAAUUUCCAGAGGGAUAGUUGCAGUAGUCUGUUGCGGCAAAACAGCAAGGAAUCUUGCGACACCUUGAAGACAAACAGUUUUGUAUUUUAAUGUCACAAGCUUUCACGGAUUAGUGGGCAGUAAUUCACGAAAGUAUAUGCCACCGUAAAUACAGCACCACAAGACUCUAUUGUUGCUUUAUUAAAUCUAGAGUUGCUUAAUACUGUUGUUACAUAACCAUAGCCCCUUUAGGCAGGGGUGGAAAAUCUCAGGCCUAGGGACCAAAUCAUAGAAUCAUAGAAUUUUAGAGUUGCAUGGAACCCAAAAUGUGGCCUUUCUGCCCAGCCCGCAAGACUCUUCCCCAAUGAUAGCCCUCCCCCAGACCACAACCCUUCACUGGCCCUCCUCUGUUCCCCCCUCAAGUACUUUUGACUGGUUUGUGUCCUUGAGUAUGGAGAGAUUGCAUGUAGCUCUCACUUCUGCAUAGCUGGAAUGCACUGUAAAAAAAAAAGUCAGAGUCACAUUUGUCAUUUUGUUCACUUGUUGUUGUUCACCCACCAUGGCCAUGUAGACUCCAAACAUUUGUCCACAAGAAAAAUGGUCUUCAGCUAAAACAUUGUUCCUACCCAUGGCAUACAGACUAUGUAAAUAAUAAUAAUAAUAAUAAUAAUAAUAAUAAUAAUAAUAAUUUGUACCCCACCCAUCUGGCUGGGUUUCCCCAGCCUCUCUGGGCGGCUUCCAACAAAGACCAAAAAUACACUAAAAUGUCACACAUUAAAAACUUCCCUGAACAGGGCUUCAGAUGUCUUCUGAAUGUCAGGUAGUUGUUUAUCUCUUUGACAUCUGAUGGGAGGGUGUUCCACAGGGCGGGCGCCACUACCGAGAAGGCCCUCUGCCUGGUUCCCUGUAGCUUUGCUUCUCGCAAUGAGGGAACCGCCAGAAGGCCCUUGGCGCUGGACCUCAGCGUCCAGGCAGAACGAUGGGGGUGGAGACGCUCCUUUAAAAAAUGUACAUUGUUUGAUCCAUGUUGGUGGAAAUGAAGGCAGGACGAAGUGCAUUGACUUGGGUAAAAACCCAAAAGUCACCUGCUCUCUCUAGAAAAUCACACGGAAAGAAUAUCGAGUUGUGAUUUGCUUGUUUUCAGACGCUGUCAUACAACAGGUACAGCCUUGCCGCAGACGCAAAUGAGGAGCAAGCCAAAGAAAUCCUCAUUCGUCGCCAGCAGAGCCUGAAGCAAACCGUGAGGAAAGGAUACAGCCUUCCUUGGGGAGGGCAGGUACGUCUUACAUAAGAGGUGGUGUUGGUGUGGAAUCGAGGUUUGCAAAUAUGUGCGGCCCAGGCACUCUCUUCCUCCCUAAGAGUAUCUAUUGUUUUACAAAGGUGCAUACACAACAAACAGCAAUGGCCAUGUGCCGCAGUCUCUAUGCGGGUUAGACAGCCAUAAGUAAAGAGGGUGAAAGCUAGAAACACAGCUGCUCAGGAAAGUAAAGCAGUAAAAAAGGUAGUUGCCAAGUUUUGUUGUUUAAAUAGAGAUGUGAGCAGGUCCCAGUAGAUAGACCUCCUUGACAUUUGUUUCCCCAAGCUGGAGGCUUUGGUUAUUGCCAAAAAUCUAUCUGCUGUAUUUAGGAUGGUCCAAUUUGCUUCCUUUAUUUGCAAGUAAAAAGGUAAAGGGACCCCUGACUGUUAGGUCCAGUUGUGGCCGACUCUGGGGUUGUGGCACUCAUCUCACUUUACUGGCCAAGGGAGCCGGCGUACAGCUUCCGGGUCAUGUGGCCAGCAUGACUAAGCCGCUUCUGGCAAACUAGAGCAGCGCACGGAAACGCCGUUUACCUUCCCGCCAGAGCGGCACAUAUUUAUCUACUUGCACUUUGACGUGCUUUUGAACUGCUAGGUUGGCAGGAGCUGGGACCGAGCAAUGGGAGCUCACCCCGUCGCAGAGAUUCGAACCACCAACCUUCUGAUCGGCAAGCCCUAGGCCCUGUGGUGCAAGUAUCUGCUUUAAUUACAGGUUCCAAAUAUUUUGGCAUUUGAGUACUUCACUCAGCCCAGUUUUACAGUGGGGUUAGUAGACUAGAGCUGUGGUAUAAAUUACAUAUGACAUGUAUACAUGCUUAUUUUGCCCACAGUAAUGCUGGCCAAAUUUUUCAAGCAUAACAAACAAAAUGAGCAUCAGUCUGAGUGAGCCUUAGGCUUGUAGACCCCUCCUUCCCUCCCUCCUAAUGCAUGCUGUAAGGGAUUGAAACAUCCACUCUCACUUUAAAAUAAAAGCUGCAGUUUCCUGUUAUGUUUGAGCCAUGAAAACUGUGGUUUAUUCUGAUGCUGGUUUGUUAAAACAAGCCAUGGCCGUCCCUGGGUCGGCUCAAACUACCAACCUUCUGAUUAACAGCAAGACACACUGCUCCAUUGUGCCACUGGGACCUUCUCAUUGUGCACAUUCACCAGGCCUCAUGCACAUAAGCUUUCCACAAAGAGGGAAUUAUGCAUAUUUCUUGGUCAAUAUGCAUAAUCUCCAGCAGACCUUGGGGAAUGUCCAUGUAUCAACUGAAUUUUAUGAGUUCUCCAGUUAUUAUGCAUAAUCCCAAACAGGCCUUGGGGAAUGUUCGUAUCUCCACUUUAUCUUGUACAUCCUCCAGCCAUUAUGUAUAAUUCCCCAAAGGGCCUAGGGCAAUGUGCAUAUCUUGACUGCAAUCUGUACAUACUCCAGGCAAUACAGUAGGCAUGUUCUCAGGGCACUAUGCAUAGUUUCUAAGAAACACACCCACUCCUUUUUUGUUCAUAAGAGUGUAAUCUGUGCUCCCUGGGCGUCUUCCCACAGCCUAUUCUCAUAUGGCCCACAGUAUGGCUUCUCACUGAUCAGCUAAGCAGCAGAAAAAAGGAGGGGGGGGGCUCCAAAUAAAGUGGUUUUCUGCCCUCCAGCCAUUUCACCACUCCCAGCUCUUCUUCAUUUAGCUGAGCAGCAUAAGGUGAACUGGAGGAACAGAAAAGUUAAAACAUCCCCACACCACCACCACCACCACCACCACCACCACACACACAAGUUUAAUAGUGGCAACAUUGGGUCCAUCAAAUUUGCAGUAUCAAAAAUAUUAUGUGAAAUUUGCCUCUGAUUCUGAAACAAAGUCCAGUUUUGAAACCUUAAUGCUGUAUCUGUGUAGUCCAUUGGAAUUUAUUUAGAGGAAAAAACAUCCUUGCCUGUAAAGUUGCCAGGACCAAGGUAAGAUAUUGUAGAGCCCUUUUGGGAAAUGUUUAGGGUAUUCAGUGUUCACUGGUUGUGAACUGCAACAAGGUACAAUCAUUUGCCAUUCCUUAGGAAGCUUCUUCUCUAGGAAGCUUCCUGAAGAUGCAAUUUAUAGAAUUUCCACUUCUCAAUCCUUUCAUCUGCUACAGGCAAGUUACUUCCCAUUCCUGUCUUCUCUUCUUGGAGGUCCCACUAAUUAUUUGCCCUGAUUUCAUCAAUACCAGGGCUAUAUUCCAACCUCUGAAAAGCUACUUCCCACAGGAAGCAUUAUUCUAAAAUAUGGGAUUCUAUGUUUUGCACCACCAUGAUAUUUUAUGUGCAUGGGCAGUAUAUAAAUACUUCUAUAGAUAAAAAUGACAUAAAUAAAUUUGAUAGCAUAAAGAACUACCUUGCAAGGUUUAGCAUGAGUUCCUUCUGUUAACUGCUGCCUUGUAAAGUGUGCUUUGAACUGAUGCUCUAGAUGUUUCAGGUUUGCUUAAGCUACUUUUUGAAGAUUUUUUUCCCAUUUACAAUAGAGCAAUACAUUAAUCACUCAUUUCAAAUGUAACCAUCAAUUCUCACUGACAUGCUUUUUCCCCAGAAUUACCAGAAUUCAAAUCUGUUGAAGGUAUAACACACGACACACUGCACAAUUGAAUCACCUUGUCUCACACUUAUUUGUCCAUAGGCUGCCAGCAGAAGUAUGCGUUACUUAUCUUUACCCUUUGGUAACACACAAGCAACCAGAAGAGAUGAUGAUGAUCUAACAGGUAAUUCUCUUUGAUCAAAAUAACACAGGAAAAAUGCCAAAUUGCUGCAAAUUCACACUAUUUAUGAAUUUGCAAAUAGCUAUAAAACACACAUUCCCGCUAAGUGGAAGUUGGAACAAAAGAUGGAUGAAACGGUGUCCACCAGAAUAUUUGUUUUCCGUUGGAGAGACACACUCAUCCUUUGCGAUGACAUUACUGUAAAGAUAUCACAAAGAAUAGUAAACAGGACUGAUUAUUUUUUGACUUAGUCCUUUAACCAAACAAGAUUGGAGAUAGGAAUGCCGGUGUUUGCAAAGGUGAGAAAAAUGCAGAAAACAACAGCGCCUUGUGCAAAAAGGAAGCAGUUGGGCUGGGCUCAAUUCUGUAGCAGGUGUUCCCCUGGUGUUGUACAUGUCACUUGGGGUGGUCCAGUACUUUUUUGGGGGUGCGCAGCUGCAGACUCCUUAUUCAUUUAUGGCAACUGUGGCCAUUACUGUCAUGGGGCAGUGUGUUUGACAGUGUCUAGUGCAAAACAAACAAAAACAAAACAGCAGUGGGCCGGGCUCAAAGCUAAGGCAUGUCUUAGGGGACAUUCUCCCAGUGGUGUGAAUGUUUUAUUUGUGGUGGCUCAGUGCUUAUUUUGUAGUGCACAGCUGCAGAUCCCUGGGACCAUCAUCCAUUAAUGUGCCUUGUGCAAAAACAAGACUUUUCAUUCCCGAGAAUAACGAUGCAUCUCAAAAGAAAAGUGUGCUAGUGGUUGAGAGUAUGUGGGGUAUUGCAAUUAAUAUUUUGUAAUAAUAAUAAUAAUAAUAUAAUAAUAAUAAUAAUAUAUUAUUGAUACCCCGCCCAUCUGGCUGGGUUUCCCCAGACACUUUGGGUGGGCUUCCAAUAAAAUAUUAAAAAUCAGUCACUAAAAACUUCCUGAUACAGUGGUACCUCGGGUUACAAAUGCUUCAGGUUACAUACGCUUCAGGUUGCAGACUCCGCUAACCCAGAAAUAGUACCUCGGGUUCAGAACUUUGCUUCAGGAUGAGAACAGAAAUCGUGCUGCGGCAGCAGCAGGAGGCCCAAUUAGCUAAAGUGGUGCUUCAGGUUAAGAACAGUUUCAGGUUAAGAACAGACCUCUGGAACGAAUUAAGUACUUAACCCGAGGUACCACUGUACAGGGCUGCCUUCAGGUGUCUUCCAAAAGUCAGAUAGUUGUUUAUUUCCUUGACGUCUGAUAGGAGGGCCACUACCGAGAAGGCCCUCUGCCUGGUUUCCUGUAACUUCACUUCUCACAGUGAGAGAACCACCAGAAGGCCCUCAGCACUGGACCUCAGUGUCUGGGCUGAACGAUGGAGGUGGAGACACUCCUGUAGGAUCUAAGAAACUAUUUAAGCCAUAUGCAAAUCCUGGCUCUUGCGCUAUGUCUGAAAGUGUCUUCAGCCUUUUCAGACAAGAACCCACACAUACACAUCUUAACGAACUAACUUUUUUUUUUUUUAGUCACAUACGGAAUGUAUGGUUGCAGUGCUGAUGGUGUGGCCAACUUUAGAGUAGGUUGUGACACCAUCUAUAAGACUGUAUCUAAUAUGCUCCCCCAAUGAACUCAUUUUUUUUAUAAUUAAUAGUUCAAAGCAUGAUUUGGAAAAAGAGAGGUAUAAGUAUAAGUAGCCACAAAUGCUUUCAAGCCCUAAAGCACCCAAUGUGUGCCAAAGGGUCUGUGCUUCUUUAUGGGACUGUAUUAUGAUCAUAUGAUGCUGAUGAAAGACUUGCCCUCUGCAACCUAAGGCUUAUCGAAGGCCCCUGAAACUAAAAUUCUUUGGUCUUGGGUCAUUUGAACCCUGGUGCCCCGAAACCCAUCCUGUUUUUCGAUACAGGAUAAUUAGAGACUUGCCUAACUUGGAUUUUUUUGGUCUUGCAUCAUUUAGCCAUGCCAAAAAUAGUGAGCAGAAAUUGCAACAUAAAAGAAUAUAGGUGGCAAUGGAGCCAUGUGAGCUGUGUAGCCACAGGAAAGGGGGUUGAAGAUCUGGUGAACUAAAAGAAAAAUGCUGAGGUGGGUGUUGGUGAGAUAAUUUGGAGGAGAGAAGGAUAAGUGAAGGCAGGGGCAGAAAGGGGAGCAUGGUGGAUAAGUUGGGCUGACAUUGCUCAUAAAGUACAUGCUCAUAGGCAGUGCUUUUUUCUGGGGGAGUGCAGGGGUACACAUAUACCCCUAAACCUUUUGUGAAUCUUUGUACUUUUGUCCAUUUACUGUAUUUAUUUUCCCCGAUUUGAACUAUAAAAUGGUGAUUUUGCUGAGUCAAAAUGAGAGUACCCCUAAAUAUAUUUUUUUAGAAAAAAAGCACUGCUCAUAGGAAUGGGAAUGGCAUUAGAAAAAUCAGGCGAAGAAGACAUCAAGUAGUCUAGAAACAGUUCUGAUUUUUGUACAGUGAAUAUGCUUUUCCCCAGUCAUGAGGGCUAAAGCCUUGCAGGUCUAAAACCCAGGCCUUGCCUUUGCAUAAUCUAUGAAAUGGCCUUAAUUCUCCAAAUAUUGACCUUGACCUACCCAGAUUUGCAGAAGAUGUACAUCUCUAACAAUUCAAUCCUUUGCAUGUUGGCUUAAGUCCCACUAGGUUCAAUGAAAUGUACUCCUAGGCGGUGCUCUUUUGAGGGGGAGCAAAAAAAACGAGGCGCAGGUACUUGUAUCAUGAUAGAAGUGCUGUGAGUGUCAGCACAAAAUGGCUGCCAGGAGCAGCCAAAAAGAACAAGAGAUUAUGUACUGGUGAGAACCACCACAAAACAGCACUGCUUCUAGGGAUGGAUCUAGACACAUCAAAGAAGAGUUUCAGUUAAACACAUUGUAAACUUAAACAGGGGAAACAGGUAGAGAAAAAUGGGACUCCACAGUGCCUUCUGGUAGCACAAUGUUAUAUUGCAUAUACAACGUAUACAAAUCGCUUUUUCUUUACCAAUCUAGCUGAGUCCUAGUUAAGCAUGUAUAGGAUUGCAGUGCAAGCACAGCACGUUGAGCAAAUGCCCUCAGAGAGAACAAGUUUCCAUAUGACGCUGUGUUAUGUCCAUUUAUCAACAAUCUCUUUGUGUCUGAAAGGAGAAGGAGGUGCAGAAGGAGGCUGAACCCCACUGAUAUUAUUCACUUGUUUCUGAAUCCAGGGGAGUGUAGCAGCGACUCCGAGUCUGUGUUCAUCAGGCUCCAUUCAGAACCUCGACCAGGUUCGCAGCGAAGAAAGUGGCAACAGCGGGAAUCACUUCAGAUGAAGCAGCUGCAUUCAAGAUUCGAGCCAGCAGGUUUUAAAGGUCAGAGAAGAAGAACAAAUGAAUGGGUUGAAAAAGCCAGAAUACAAAGGCCACUGUUAGGGUUGAAACCUCAGCUUACUGCAGUGCUUGAAACCGAUAUUAUUCAGGAACUUGAGUCAGAGGACGAGGGGAACAGGGCAUCGAUACCAUCAGAUGGUACAGCAGAACCCAAAGGUGAUUUUUGUGGGCGAAAAAGCCACUUUACUAGAAGAAAAGAGUGAUUCUUCUUCUUCAUGGAGCAUAACUGCUGUUUGAGCACUGGCGUGAUUUGUUUCGGAAUUUGAUUUAAAAAACACACCCUCUGAACUCAUCCUGAUUCCAGCUUAACGGAUGGAAGAGGUCGAUGCAUAACGAAAUGUGUGAGACCUGAUUGGCAACAAGGUAUACAUUGCCAGCGCUGAAAUCUGCAGCAAGUUUUGGCUGUUCAUGCGGAAGUCUCAUUAUAAAAUUAAUUUGCGUUUCCACUCUUGGAGGUGGGAAAACCUAGCUGUUGGAAUUGUCCACAAUGAACAGAGAAAGCUGGAUAGGCGGUGUUAACUGAAGUAUUGGCAAGGGUUUCAGUAAUGCAAAUAAUCACUGGGAGUUGGCUUUAGGUGUGAUUCUGCACACAGUGCUAUGAAAUGGGCUUGGUCACGGGCUCAGGGCCUUUUCCUCGGGGAAAGGUAGGGAAGAAGUGCAGUGGGGCAAGAAAGAGCUGUGUCUUGACAGCUGGGUGGUACCCAAAGAAGCAGGAGGGCCAGAAGGCAAGUGGGAUGGCCAGAAAAAUGAGACAGGCAGGUUGAAGGGGGCUGCCAAUUCAUCACUCCCAUUCACCUGCAAAAAUGGUCUCAUUCUACCUCAAGGUUGGUUCAAGCACAAUGAUUUGCCUGUGCAAGCAAUUGCAUGCUACUGGCUGCCCUGUAAAGAAUACAGCACGCACAGGCCUUACUUUGGAGGUCACGAGGAUAGAGGGGCACCUCAGCUUUUGCGACCUGAUUCUGAUAUGAAUGAAUGAAUUUAUUUAUUAUUUCAGUCGCAGACCAGUUCCAGCCCACAUACAAUAUCAAGGAAGUCAUAAAACACGAUAGGGAUACAUUUGAAUUUGCAAUUAGGUAUAACAGGGACAAUACAGAUAUAGCAACAGUUAUAUAUAUAUAUAUAUAUAUAUAUAUAUAUAUAUUAAAACUUAGUCACUAACAUAUAACCUAAAAUUAUCAUUUAAGGCCUUAAUCAUUAUGACAGCACAGCUUGUUCCCUAAGUUUUAUGGCAAUCGCACAGAAUUUGGCUACCCUUAAUGUGAUCUCAGGAUCCUUGUCCUCUUCCAGGGAUUUUAGACAUUGAAGUCUGGAUUCGUUUGGAGAUUUUUGCAUAGCAGGGGUAAUAAAUACCAAGUGUAUAUCCCUGUAGAAACGGCAGCAUAACAAGGCAUGAGAGACAGUUUCUACCUCCAUCAAGCAGCAGGGGCAGACUUGUUCUGCGUAUGGUUUACCCUCAAAUCUACCCUGCAAUGAGGCAGAUGGAUGAUUCUGAUACAGUGGUACCUCAGGUUACAGACGCUUCAGGUUACAAAUGCUUCAGGUUACAUACUCCGCUAACCCAGAAAUAGUGCUUCAGGUUAAGAACUUUGCUUCAGAUUGAGAACAGAAAUCGUGCUCCAGCAGCACGGCAGCAGCAGAAGGCCCCAUUAGCUAAAGUGGUGCUUCAGGUUAAGAAUAGUUUCAGGUUAAGUACGGACCUCUGGAACGAAUUAAGUACUUAACCCGAGGUACCACUGUAUAUCUUUUUCACAUCACGGAGGCCCACUUAUAGGUCUGUUUGCAUACCCUCCUAGUCUCCCUGUUUUCCAGAGCAACAGUACCGGAAUUACGAAAGCCACCCCGGCUUCUGAUUUGAUCCCGGAAUGUCCCUAUUUCCUCCACCGGUGCCACCACCACUGAGCUCGGGGAGGAGGAUGAGUCAACACUUUUCCUGAGCAAUGGCAGCAGUGGCAGCAGCAGUGGCAGCUGCGAGGGAGCACCCUGUAGCCUCUGCAUGGUCUCUCCAUGGCCUCUGCUGCUGGUCUCUUCUUUCGGGCAGCUUGUAGCGGCUGUUGGAGAGCGGGCGAGGAGGAGAGGCUGCCUCACCAAAGCCCUGCCCCAUGUGAUGUGCGGGCUCUGAGGGGUAGGCCGAGGGCAGAGCCGUCCUGGGUGGGAAGAAAGAGCAGAGCAUAAGGAGUCUUGAUUUUUAUUUUUAUUUUUUAAGCUAUGUGGGUCUGCAUCUAUUCUUGCUCCUUUCUAAAACAUAUUUAUUGGUGUGUUUCUCUUUUUGUAAAUUGACCAAAGAAUAAAAUAAAAUAACAUUGAGAUUCAGGGUUUUUCUCAGGGCGGUGGAGGGCGUGUGCGCUGUCUCCUGUUGCCGUAGAGGUGUUGGCACUCACCAUUCUUCUUAUAGGAAAUGCUCUGUGGGAGUGGGGACAAAUAAAAAUGGUGCGUGUGUGUCAAGGAAUGAGUGAAAAAUGUCCGUAUUUUCACCUGAGGAAUGUUGGAGGGUAUGUGUUCUUGUGAAUUUAUCCAUUUUUGUUGAACUUAUUUCACUUGUACCUAAUGAUUUGUGUAGCCCUUAAGCCAUAUUUUUUCAGUGGGGCUUUUUGCAAAAAAGAAGAAGGAGAAACCCUCAAGUAGAACCUUGGCAAUUUGCAGUCUAUCUGCCUACCCCUGCUUUGCAGAACGGUUAGUGUAAUUGUUAAUUGUUAAUCAUGCAUUCAAAUUAGACUCACACCCGUUGUGCAAAUCAUGGAUUAACUAUUCAUUGUUGCUUAGUGUGGCUGUACACAUACUUCAGACCUGCCUCUCAGAGGCAAACCACACAUUUUGAAUGAUUUCAGGGGCAUAUGCCAGCCAGAGGUUUUGGCCAGACUACAGUAUGAAGCAUAACUCAUAGUCAGGUCAAGUCAGGUGUUCUGUUAAGUUACUUCUUGUUCAGUCUAUGCCUGGAAUUCAAUCCGAUUGUAUCACGGAAGUCAUGAUAUGUGGAGCGGUUUCUUAUGGUUGGUUCAUUAUGCUAACAGCAGCAGCAGUGUGCAAGUUUUAAAAUCAAGGGUGAUUUGCUCAGGCAGAUACGGGAACCCUACACAGCCUUUGAGAACCACUGGGUCAAAUUCAGAAAUGGAUUCCAAGAUUGGCGCCAGCAACCAAAUAAAUAUUCCAACAUCCCACCUCAAAAGUGAGAAGGGAUUCUGGCAUUUGGAGAGUAUGCUGGGACUUAACCUCAUUCUAAAUGAAAAGGUGACGAAAGAGAAGGGGGAGCCAGUGCUGAUACUCGUUGCUCCAAAACAUUCAGUAUACUGAGCAGCUUUGUAAUCAGAAGAUUUGGACUCUCAGCUUUAGAAACGCUGGAAAUCAAGAGCGCCCAGUGGCCUAACACCUUGCUUUCUGCUGAGACAUUUUUUCCUGAUCCUUAAUUGCAAAUGAAACUUUUCAGUCAGUUUCACCCGUGUAAAGUUUCAAGAGUCAACACUGUGUCUUGUUUAUUGUGGCCCAUCCUUCUCACAGAACACUUUGUUUCUUUCAAAUAGAAACAGGUGGGUGGGGAGAUGAUUUUGGAGCAGUGUGUCAAGGUCAGUAGCAAUAUAUAAUUCUUUUGUCCCUGUAUAAAUUCGCACCAACUGUAACUGAUUCCGUAAAUAUUGCUAAGUGCUUUGCAAGUGGCCAAGCUGCUUUGGAUUACCAAUUUAGUAAGUAAAAGUUAUUUAUCAGAAUUAUUAUCAUAUGUAGAGUUAUACAAUGUGUCCCCUCUGACCCUGUUUUGUUCAGACUUCUUUUUUUGUACUGAUACUUGUGACGUAUAAACCUCGCAAUU